CUCCUGCACAAUCUGAAGAAGCUGAAGAAGAAGGAGUUGAAACAGUUUCAGAGCCAUCUGAGUCAGGAUUGCCCAGAAUGCCUUAAAAUUCUGUCUGAAGAUCCUUCUAUACUGGAUAGGUUUAUGAAGAUCAAUAAAUUAUUUGAGAGUCAUCAAAUUGCUGAUUACCCUGGAUGCAUUGAGAGAGAACAAGAAGAUUCUGAGGCUGUGUACACAGUUGAGAAGAUGCUGGAGACCUGUGGCAGUGAGAGGUCUCUGAAGAUCACACUCCACAUCCUGAGGAACAUGAAGCAGAAGGAUCUUGCCAACUCACUGGAGCGAGAUGAGCAGCUCAAUGAAUCCAUAAAAAGAGCCCAGCAGGCACUGAAAACUCAUCUGAAGAGGAAGUUUGAAUACAUAUUUGAAGGAUUAGCAAAACAGGACCACCCAACCCUCCUCAAAGAGAUCUAUACAGAGCUCUACAUCACAGAGGGGGAAAGUGGGGAGGUCAAUAAUGAACACGAGGUCAGACAGAUUGAGACAGCAUCCAAGAGUCAAACUACACAGGAGAAUGCAAUCCUCUGCAAUGACAUCUUUAAGCCUUUACCUGGACAAGAGAAACCCAUCAGAACUGUGCUUACAAAGGGCAUCGCUGGAAUUGGGAAAACCAUCUCUGUGCAGAAGUUCAUUCUGGACUGGACAGAAGGAAAUGCCAAUCAGGACGUUGAUUUCAUCUUCACCCUUCCUUUCCGAGAUCUGAACUUGAAGAAGAAAAGAGCAUUCAGUCUGAUGCAACUUCUGCAGCACUACUUUCCACAGCUGAAAGAGAUCAAAAGUGUUGAAGGUGAUCAAGUCAAAGUUUUAUUUAUCUUUGAUGGUCUGGAUGAGUGUCGACUUCCUCUACAUUUCCGAAGCAAUAAGAAGUGCUGUGAUAUAACAAAGUCAUCAUCAAUGGAUGUGCUGCUGACCAACCUCAUUAAGGGGAAUCUGCUUCCCUCUGCUCUCCUCUGGAUCACCUCCCGACCAGCAGCAGCCAAUCAGAUCCCUCCUGAGUGCGUCCACCAGGUGACAGAGGUACGAGGGUUCAAUGACCCACAGAAGGAGGAGUACUUCAGGAAGAGAAUCAGAGAACAGAACCAGGCCAGCAGAAUUAUCUCACACAUAAAGUCAUCCAGGAGUCUCUACAUCAUGUGUCACAUACCAGUCUUCUGCUGGAUUUCUGCUACUGUUCUGGAGACAAUGUUGGGUAAAGCAGAGAAUGGAGAUCUGCCCAAAACUCUGACUGAAAUGUACACACACUUCCUGCUAAUUCAGAAAAAUGUAAAGAAUCAGAAGUAUCAUAGCACUGAUGAGACAGACCCAAAGAAGAUGUCAGCAUCAAAUACAGAAAUCAUCCUGAAACUGGGGAAGCUGGCUUUUCGACAGCUGGAAAAGGGCAAUCUGAUAUUCUAUAAACAGGACCUGAGAGAGAGUGGCAUUGAUGUCAGUGAAGCUUCAGUGUACUCUGGGGUGUGCACAGAGAUCUUUAAAGAGGAGUGUGGGUUGUACCAGGAGAAGGUCUACUGCUUUGUGCAUCUGAGCAUUCAGGAGUAUCUGGCUGCCUUGUUUGUGUUUCAUUCAUGUGUAAAUGAGAACAGAAAUGUACUCAGAGCAGAAGAAUCAAAACCUCGCAGUGACAGAGUGCAGCUGUCUGAGUUACACAGGAGUGCAGUGGAUCAGGCCUUAAUGAGUAAGAAUGGACACCUGGACCUUUUCCUCCGAUUCCUUCUUGGCCUCUCUCUGGAGUCCAUUCAGACUCUUUUAGGAGGACUACUGACACAAACAGGAAGCAGAUCUGAUGGAGGAAGGCACAAAACAAACUCUGUUUUGACUCUCUUUAAAAGACUACAGUCACAGACAGGAAGCAGAUCACUUGCACCAGACGCUCAGGCACAGACAGAAAGAAUAUCACAGAACAUUAAUAAAACAAUUCAGUACAUUAAGGAGAGGAUCAGAGAGGAAUCAUCAGCAGAGAGGACCAUCAAUCUGUUCCACUGUCUUAAUGAACUGAAUGACAACUCUCUCGUGCAGGAAAUACAGAAUUCCCUGAGAUCAGGGAAACUUUCUGAUAAAAAGCUGGAACCAGACCAGUGUUCAGCGCUGGCCUUUGUGUUACUGACGUCAGAUGAGAUGCUGGAUGAGUUUGACUUGAAGACCUACAACACAUCAGCAGCAGGUCAUCAGAGACUGCUACCAGUAAUCAGGAACUGCAGGAAGGCCAUACUGAACAGCUGUGACCUCACAGAGAAGUCCUGUAAUAUUGUGGCCUCAGCUCUCCAGUCAUCAAACUCACCCCUGACAGAUCUGGACCUCAGCUACAAUAAACUGGGAGAUUCAGGAGUGGAGCUGCUCUGUGCUGGACUGAUGAGUCCAAACUGUAAACUACAGAGACUGGGACUGAACAGCUGUGACCUGACAGAGAAGUCCUGUGAUAUUGUGGCCUCAGCUCUCCAGUCAUCAAACUCACCCCUGAGAGAUCUGGACCUCAGCUACAAUAAUCUGGGAGAUUCAGGAGUGGAACUGCUCUGUGCUGGACUGAUGAGUCAAAACUGUAAACUACAGAGACUGGGGUGAGUAGUGCUGUGUACUGUGUGAUCU
This is a messenger RNA of Anguilla rostrata (American eel), 2616 nucleotides long. RefSeq names its product NACHT, LRR and PYD domains-containing protein 3-like. The record is from RefSeq and is a predicted model, not a curated record. Gene Ontology annotation, molecular function: protein binding. NCBI's taxonomy places the organism in Eukaryota, Metazoa, Chordata, Actinopteri, Anguilliformes, Anguillidae. Gene Ontology annotation, biological process: intracellular signal transduction. The transcript has 4 exons. The coding region runs from base 124 to 2592 and encodes 822 amino acids.